Molecule: messenger RNA, 2623 nt
Organism: Salvia hispanica
Lineage: Eukaryota; Viridiplantae; Streptophyta; Magnoliopsida; Lamiales; Lamiaceae
Source: RefSeq, a predicted model, not a curated record
UCCUUGCCAUAUCUCCAUCUUCUUUUUGGACCCCAAUCAACCCAUGACCCUCGAUGUCGUUGCAUCCUAUGAUUGUGAAUGCCAGGAUUCACAUCAUUAUUAGCCCAAAAUCUCUCACACCACUCGCAAUCUUCUUGCAAUUUCAGAACCCCCAUUUUUUCGGCUUCCAAUUUUUGGGUAUUCUCUUUAUAAUUUCCACCCAGCAUCUCCCUUCUACGUUGGUUGUUGUCUGUAAUCCCAAUAUCCCUUGUUAUAUAGUCUUCGGAAGAAUUCGUCAGAUUUUGAUCGAUUUUUUCUCGUGUGUGUAUUUGGAUGAUCCUAGUUUUUAGUUAGGGGUUUUGAUCGCUGUAAUAUGCUGACCGCGUGUAGUGGAGGAUUUCUGGUUUCUGUCUGGGACUGAGCUAGGGUUUAAACCUCGUCGGAAUUUUGGUGCAGGAGGUUUUAUCGUUUGGUAUUUUGUGAUUUAUGAACGCGAUUCUUGAAUUUCAUGGAGAUUGAGUCAGAAUCCAUUUGACCCUUUUUUUGUCAGUAUAACAAUUUUGCUCUGCAAGCUUAGCUUUUGAGAUUAGAUUGUGUAUUUUUGUGGGGAUGCAGAGAUUUAUUUAUAAGCAAUGCUUGAAGCAUUUAGCGGAUUAUACGUUGUACAAGUGGGAUUUUUCUGCUGAGGUGUUGAGUUGUGUGUUGUUUUGUGUUGUGUUGUGAUAUUAUAAAAACCCGGGGUAACGCCUUGUUAUGUAGGCUACUCAUGCCUAUAACUCCCUUCGAGUCUCAAAUUGAUUCAUCACAAUUUUUGUGCUCUUUUCUGUUAAUAGAAAGAUGAGUGGAAUAUCUACAGGUCAUUCGCAUCCUAGACCUUCCUCGGGAAAGAAAACCUUGAAGAGGUGCAGGAAGAAUAAGGAAGCUGAUAAAGUUGUACUGAUAGAUGUCGAUUCUGAAAUUUGUGACAAUGUUGUUAUCAUUGACAUUCCUGAAUCUUUGCAAAAGAGAAACAAAGAGUCAGGCAUGCUCAAAAAGGAUGAGAAGUGGUCAUUCAGGAAUGUAAUAAACAUUGAUGAUGAUGAGACAUCUAUAGUAGGUAUCAUUUUGGUGCAAACAAUGUCAGUUUCUCCGCUAGCACCUCUUCGAGUAGAGGAUCUAUUCGUAUUGCUGAGGGCUUUGCAGAUGACACUAAUGCUUCUGAUGAAGAUUGCCAAUUUGUCCGAGAUAGCGAAACACCAGUUAGGUUAUCAAAAUGCAAGCGUACAUACUCCGGGAAAGCUUCCACAAGUAACCACCACUAUGGUCCGGAUAUUGACUCAGAGUGCGAUUUUUCUGAUUUACCUGUGAAUGAGUAUUCUGAUUGUGAGGUAGUGGAAGAUUUUUCUGCAAAGUUCCAAGAGUUGUGGGAAAAAGCUGUCUCCAGGAGAAGGAAAGAUGUUCACAAUGUUCAAUCAGGUAUUAGGGGUCAUGAUAGUACCACAAGUUGUAUAAACAAGGACCUCCAAAAUACUGAAUCAAACGUAGGAACUAGGCACCAUUGUGCGGCCUCAUUUUUGCAUACUACAGGGAAAUCCGAUAGUAGAAAUGGUGGUUCCUCUCCUGUUAGAGCAGAAAAGGAUUUUGGUUUCGCCCAUUUUUUUUGAUAAAGCUGUAAACAAUCAAGAAUACUGUACAAAUGGAAAAUCUAAAUCUCAAGCAAAAUGUCGUCCUUCAAUCCAUAACCCGGAUUGUGAGGCAGGAAAAUCCAGCACUCGCAUUGAAAGAAGGAAAGAUCCAGCUUCAUCUAACUUUGCUUUCCAGGAGGAGCCAAGUAAGACAUUGAAUAAUUCUAUAUCUACUGCUGGGGACAAGAUAAAUUCUGAAGAGGAGAAUGAAGAUAGUCAGCUGCACACAAGUAUCGUAUGCAGUUCGCCUCCUGAGGAUGCCUGUUUAAUUAGUGAACGUGAAAAGCUCAAGGAAACAGAUGAAUAUAAAAGGGCGAUGGAGGAAGAAUGGGCUUCCAGACAGCAAGCACUGCAGAUCCAGGCUGAAGAUGCACAACGUGAGCGGCGAUUGCGGAAGAGAAUAAAAGCUGAAAGCAUGCGUAUGUUGGAUAUGGAAAGAAGACGAGCAGCGCUUGGAGGAAAUGCGGAGUAUAAAGAAGAAGGAUGAGGAAAAUAUGAACUUGAAGGAUACAAUUCGCGCUGAAGUCCGAAUUCAGCUGGAGAAAAUGGAAGUCGGAUGCCGAAGUAUGGCUUCAUUGUUGCAUUUGUUGGGAAUCGUGGUGGGCAGUUGGCCAAAUCCAUCUCCACAAGAGGUACAGACAGCUUACAAAAAAGCCUUGCUGACCUUUCAUCCAGAUCGAGCCUCACGGUCUGAUAUCCAUAAGCUGGUUGAAGCCGAAGAAAAGUUUAAGCUUAUCAAUCGCUUGAAGGAAAAAUUCCCUCUUUUAUGACACUUUGAGUGAGUUCCAGUUUGUACUCUCACUGUAAUUCUUAGCACCUUGUAUGCAUGUGCCUUGAGUUGCUAAGGAUUCCUAGCUCGUAGCCUCGUACAGGGUGGAAAAAAACAUCAUUAAUUCUUGAGACUAAUUUCGUCUCGCAUUACUGAGGUGAUCUUUUUCUGUAUAUUAUUAUUUUUAUGUAAUUAUGUUGUUAGCCAUUCA